AUGCGGCCACUUCGUGCCUUGCCGCCUUUAGGGCGCUCCGUGAGCCCCCUAGCCCGAUCCCAAGCCAAUGAGCAAUGGACGCUCCGCGGACAAUCAACGGCAAGGACAAUCGGCACACUCCAACCACCGCGCCGCCCAGCACAAGCAUCACAACCCUGCGCAGCCUAUGUGCCUCGGCGAGCCUUCAAUCUCUCCUCCCUCUCAUCCUUCCUUCCCACCGGCGGGGGCAACAAUGGCGAUAACUCACCAAAGCGCGUUCUUACCGCCUCGCGCACCCUCCCCUACUCGCCCGCUGUCCUCUUCGAAGUGAUCUCCGCUGUCGAGUCCUACUCCCAAUUCCUGCCCUUCCUCACGGCCUCGACUGUGACGUCCCGCGACCCAGAGACAGGUUACCCGACGCAAGCGUUCCUGACGGUAGGCUACGGCCCGCUCAGUGAGACAUUUACUUCACGCGUGGACUGCGAUCCCGCCAAGGGAAUUGUCGAGGCGCGGAGUGGUGCCAAAUACGGCAAAACAGAGGGCCAGGGCAGUGACAGUGGCACAGUGUCCGGACUCAGUGGGUUCUUCCCCGGUGCGAACGAGGGCAUCUUCGAGUACCUUUCCACACGCUGGGAGCUGCAGCCGCUUUCUCCGGUGGAGGCCAAGGGCGGGCCACAGACGAAGGUGAACCUGGAGGUGCGGUUCGAGUUCCGGAAUCAGUUGCAUGCCACGGUCAUGGGGGCCGUGGAGGGGCAAAUGGCCGGCGUGAUGAUUGAGGCUUUUGAGAAGCGCAUUCGGGAUACACAUCAGCAAGGUCUGUAG
Molecule: messenger RNA, 801 nt
Organism: Penicillium macrosclerotiorum
Lineage: Eukaryota; Fungi; Ascomycota; Eurotiomycetes; Eurotiales; Aspergillaceae
Product: ubiquinone-binding COQ10-like protein
Exons: 1
Coding region: 1-801 (266 amino acids)
Biological process (GO): ubiquinone biosynthetic process; cellular respiration
Cellular component (GO): mitochondrion
Molecular function (GO): ubiquinone binding
Source: RefSeq, a predicted model, not a curated record